AUGGCGCCCGUACUUCUGUCACUCCUUUGGGUUGGUCUUGCGGUCAGCCAAGCAACGCCCCUAAAAGUCGUAAAGACAGGCAACACGCCCAAUGGCUUUUCCAAUGCUCCGCGAGGUUGGAACUCGUUUGGGCUCCAAGCCAAUCCCUCUAUCAACCCGUCGUUUAAAUUCGACCAAGAGCAUGUUACAGAGCAAGCCGAUGCUCUUGUUGCCAAUCUGCCUUCUUCAAUUUUCGAUACGGGUGACUACUACAUCUCCCUGGAUUCUGGCUGGAGCGUCGGCGCAAAUGGCGAUGAGUACGGCCGCAUUGUUUACGACUCGAGCAUAUUCAACAUCUCGACUCUAGCGUCGUACCUUCAUUCCAAAAACCUCAAACUUGGCGUAUACAUCUUGCCUGGUGCAUUUUGCAAUGAUGGCGACAAGAUGAUAUAUGGCACCAAUAUACCUAUCAAUGCCACAUUCAGCGGAAACAAUGAUGGAUUUGCUAGGUGUGAUUUUGAUUUCUCGAAGGAUGGUGUACAGCAGUGGCACGACUCCGUUGUCGGUUUGUUUGCUGUAUGGGGCGUGGAUCUCAUAAAGCUGGACUAUGUAACCCCCGGAUCACCAGAUAACGGGGGACAUCUCCCAGCUAACAAUUCCGGGUCCGUGAUAGCGUACCACAAUGCAAUCAAGGGAUUUGGUGGAGCGAUGCGUCUAGACAUAUCCUGGAAACUGGAGCGCAAUUCAACAUACCUAGAUAUAUGGGAAGCGAACGCCGAUUCCAUGCGUACUGAUCAAGACAUCAAUAACAGCGGUAGUUCGAGCUUCGUUGCAUGGAAGACCGUUCAACGCGCCAUUGAAAACUACCGCGACUUCAUCAGCGGAGUGGUUGCAGCCAGCGAUCAACCCACCUUGACGAUUCAUCCAGAUUUGGAUAAUCUUUACGUCGGCAACAACCAGAGCAUAACAGGAGUGUCAGACAGUAUGAGAGAGACAAUAGCCACUCACUGGAUCGGUGCUGGCGCGAAUCUCAUAUCUGGAUCCGACAUGACCAAACUCGACGCUUUAGGCAUACGAUUACUGAGCGCCCCCAAUGCCCUAAACGUCGCUCAGUUUACCGCCCAGUAUCCUAUGCAGCCCCGCAAUCCGGGAACCGGGCAGAACAAGUCUCAGCAGCUGCAAGCUUGGAUUGCGGGGCCUAGUGAUAAUGGGACUGCUGUUGUGGUGCUUGCGAAUUAUGGACCGGACCAAGGCCAAGGGGGUUUCGGGACCACGUACAGCGGACCGCAAGGGGUGAAGGUGUCAUGGGCAGAUCUCGGGAUACAGGGUUCUUAUCAUAUCAGUAAUGUUUGGACGGGUGCUGACUUGGGGGUUUUCAACAGCUCUUUCAACGCUACUCUAGAUGAAGGGGAGAGCCAGCUGCUGAUGUUGACACCUGUAAAUACCUGA
Messenger RNA from Amorphotheca resinae ATCC 22711, 1428 nucleotides. Its product is annotated as glycoside hydrolase family 27 protein. The coding region runs from base 1 to 1428 and encodes 475 amino acids. Gene Ontology annotation, biological process: carbohydrate metabolic process. The transcript is spliced from 2 exons. Gene Ontology annotation, molecular function: hydrolase activity, hydrolyzing O-glycosyl compounds. Lineage: Eukaryota; Fungi; Ascomycota; Leotiomycetes; Helotiales; Amorphothecaceae. The record is from RefSeq and is a predicted model, not a curated record.